This is a messenger RNA of Trichoplusia ni (cabbage looper), 3653 nucleotides long. RefSeq names its product acyl-CoA Delta(11) desaturase-like. Gene Ontology annotation, biological process: unsaturated fatty acid biosynthetic process. The transcript is spliced from 6 exons. Lineage: Eukaryota; Metazoa; Arthropoda; Insecta; Lepidoptera; Noctuidae. The record is from RefSeq and is a predicted model, not a curated record. Gene Ontology annotation, cellular component: endoplasmic reticulum membrane. The coding region runs from base 1894 to 3003 and encodes 369 amino acids. Gene Ontology annotation, molecular function: iron ion binding; stearoyl-CoA 9-desaturase activity.
UACCUAAAUAAUACGCAUAUAACGUCGAGUUUGAUCGUACUUUAAAGUACUGAAUGAGGCUGGCUACUCUUUCAGCGCGGUGACCUUGAUUCCAUUUCUUGAAUUGAUUCGAAGAAAAUUUACUUGCGUUCCUCAUGUUGAAUAUCCUUGAAUAAUUGAAAUGUAUUAUCCCUGACUGGAAUAGCGGUAAAACACUUCCAUCUUUCUUAAAGGUUUUGUUCCUGGUUAAAUUUUUGAAUCUUUCUGAUGUACGAUAGUAAUUUUGUUCGUAUUCGUUUUGGUGGUUUCUGUUUCCGUUGCGGAAAUAACUGAAUUGGUUCCUUUGGAACGUCCGCCGGCUAGUGGAGUCUCUACGGUCUUUAUAAAUAAAGUUUACAUCACAAAGUCCAAGAGCGUCUCUUUUAAACACAAAUUGACUAUAGGGAUAAGCAACGACGAUGUUCUGAUCAAAGCGCACUGAUGUUGCAUUUAAUAUCUCAUUGACAGAUCUAAAAUCGUGAUAAGACCUUGCCGUUAGGAGCCAGUCAUAAGAUGAAGUGUCCAUUUUCAAUUCAUGAAGCUAAAAAGAUAAAGAUAUAAAUCGUUAAAUUGUCAGAAGAAGGCGCGAUAAACUUAGGUUAAUGUACGUUACUUAAUAAAAGUUACCUUUUUAACGAGUUUUGUAACAUUUUCUGUAGCAUUUCGUCUAAAACGAGGUAACAGGACAAUAAUUCCUAGGUUUGCUCGUAUCCGAAUGUUGUCCAGUGAGUCUAAAGAGGAGCCCACCCCGUUGAUACUGAGACACUUCAUAAGGCGGACUAUGGACCACUGGCAACCUACAAUUAUAACACAAAUAAAUCUUAUAUAUGCCUAAGAUGUUAUCCUCAUAACAGAAUUUAUGUCUGUAAUACGAUAUUGAUAGACAUUAACAUCAUUAUGUAACAUAUGUUCUCUUAAAUUUGCUUAUCGUAGUAUCGAGGCUUUGCACGUUUUACUUUACUACAUUUUCAUUUACUGUGAACCUAAGAUAGCGUAAAGAAAGGAAUUUACUUAUCCCCUGUGUAUGAUGAUAUUGGAGAGGGCUGACAUAUAACCCGGACAACACAGUCUCCCUUUGGAAAACCUAAAUAUCGAAUAUUUCGAGAUAAUAGCGCUUCGGUUAUUGGAGACAGGUCUUCUUAUUCACACAUCAUUAUAAAAAUAACCUUUUUAUUUACAUCUGUUUACUUAAUAUUCACGCGUUUGCAUUAAAUACUUAUAACUAAGAUGUUUGAAUACAGUUCACUAGUCUCUUAGUGUCGAAAUAGAUAGGCACAAAUAUUUUUAUAGAUUUCAUAAUACAACCAUUAAACAAACAAGCCGUUUUUGUCUAGAUCUUGGAUAUGUGACAAAACAUAAAAUGUCACAUUUACUACUUUAAUCUGUCGAGCAAUUUAAACUGCAAUAAAGCAAAAAUCAAUUUCAACUAAAUCGUUACUUUGAUAUUGUCCAUUGUUUAGACCGAGAUUAUUCUUCACGUCAUCAUAUUUCUUUGUGGAUUUAAUAUAUUGAAGCUAGGAGCGGUAUUCGUGUCACGUUGCGCAUUAGGCAUAUAUGCGGCUUCCAUGGGUCUGAUCGGUUUGAUGGAGAUCGAUUCAAUGAUUCACAAUAGCGAUUUAUGAACAUAGUUAUCAGUAUUCAACGUCUUUGGUGAAAGUACGUGACAAGGUAUACGGUGGUCAGAUUGUGUACUGUACCUCAGACACGUAGGGUAAACAAACGUGAUCGGUGGUCACCACGCUCACAUACAUUUUGUGCAUUGCACAGAUGUGAGUACGCCUGAAUCACACGUGAAUCGAUUGUGGUGCUUGGAUUAUUUAAAUGUUGUGGAUUGUUUAGUGUUUUAUGUAAACCGGUGAGAUAUUGUCUUCUACAAUGGCUCCCAUCACCUUCACCGAGACUGAGUUAAUAGAACCCCUGCACACAAACGACUUCAUAGAAUACAAACUCACUCAGCCAGCUAAAGAAAAAGAUGAAGACACGAAGGCCAACGGGAAGGGAUACACACUCAGCAGCUAUGAGCAAAUGCUUAAUAAGCAUGACCCCAAGUUCUUGGCGCCGGUGCGAGCGUGGGAGAGGCGAAUGGGAUUCCUGACGCCGAUCAGAUGGGUCAACGCUAUCAGCAUAACUCUGUUCCAUCUCGUGGCUGUCAUUUGGCUCUUCCACUACAUGUUCCUCAGCAACAAACCGUUUAGAUGGCAGACUGUUUCGUUCGGUAUGUUCCUUGGUGUAGUUGCUGGCUUCGGCGUCACUGGCGGAGUGCACAGAUACUGGUGUCAUCGCUCCUACAAAGCUAAAUUACCACUACAGUGGAUCCUUUUACUAUGCUAUUCGAUAGCUGGUCAGAACACCAUAUUCGAAUGGGUACGGGACCACCGGGUGCACCACAAGUACUCUGAGUCAUCAGCAGACCCUCACGACGCCAACCGCGGCUUCUUCUUUGCCCACGUCGGUUGGCUCAUGAUGAAGAAACACCCUGACGUGCUGAAGAAGGGCGACCAGCUGGACAUGAGUGACAUCACUAAUGAUCCUCUUAUUCAGUUCCAUACCAAAUAUUUCAUGCUAUUCAAGGUAGCGUGCUGCUGGGUCAUACCGUCGAUAAUACCAGCGCUGUUCUGGAACGAGAGCUGGGAAACUUCCAUCAUGUCGCAGGCUGUAUUACGGUACUUGUUGAGCCUCAACUUUACGUGGUCAGUCAACAGCUUUGCUCACCUAUGGGGCAACAAGCCUUACGACAAAUACAUCAUGCCAGUUGAAAAUUGGUUAGUUUCUCUUGUAGCAAUAGGCGAGGGCUGGCAUAACUACCACCACACCUUCCCGUGGGACUAUAAGGCUGCAGAACUUGGAAUACCUAUGAACCUCACCACAUCUUUGUUGAAUUAUUUUGCGAGCAUUGGCUGGGCUUAUGACUUGAAGACGGCGUCGCCAUCACUUGUGAGGGCGGUGGCAAAAGCCCGCGGAGAACCGCAGGAAGAAUUAGAUUAAAACACCCGUGUUUUACAUUAAAUUGUAGGCCAUUCAAUUGGGCAAUAAAUUACCUAUAAACUGUUACCUAUAACAUCAGACAAAAACGCGCGACUUUUUGUCGAUUAAUGAAUUCGAAACUUAAUAGCUUUUUUGAUAUUCAUAUUUUGUAUUUUCGAAUUCGUUAUCAGUCAAAUUUGUCUAAGUUUAAAAUGGAGUACAUGCAAGAAAACUAACGAACUACCCUCUUUUAUGAUAGGUAUGACAGAGAAGGGUAGAAUACCUAAAUCAUUUGUUAUGCGAUAAUAGUCAAAUAGGUAGACUACUAAGCACCACACUAUCAUGCAUACAAUAGUGAUAAUAUUUAUUGUUAUUUGGGUGUUCGUUUCUUUGAUAGUUAUUAUAAAUGUUAGAUGGUGACAAACCAGUAUAAUGAUUGUGCUCAAUUAUAAUUACUAAUAAGUUACUCUAGUAUAAGUAUUUACCUCACUGUUUAGUUAUACCGUGCAGGUACCAGCGCCAAGACUUGGCAAACGUGAUCUUAGAUAAUAUUUAUGGUGUACUGAAUUUUACAUAAAUAGAGAAAUAUACGUAGGUAUUAUUCAUUAAGUCCUUUGUCUAUGUAACUAAUUAUUAAGUUCAUAGUUAAAUAAAUAAAAGUAUAAAACCUG